AUGAACGACUUUGACGAGUGCGGCCCGAGCGCAGCCAGCAUGUACCUGCCCGGCUGCGCCUACUAUGUGGCCCCGUCGGACUUCGCGAGCAAGCCGUCUUUCCUUUCGCAACCGUCGUCCUGCCAGAUGACUUUCCCCUACUCUUCCAACCUGGCGCCGCACGUCCAGCCCGUGCGCGAGGUGGCCUUCCGCGACUACGGCCUGGAACGCGCCAAGUGGCCGUACCGUGGCGGAGGAGGCGGCGGCGGUGCGGGGGGCGGCGGCGGCGGGGGCGGCCCCGGUGGGGGCGGCGGCGGCCCCGGGGGCUACGCUCCCUACUAUGCGGCGGCGGCGGCGGCGGCGGCAGCGGCGGCAGCGGCCGAGGAGGCGGCCAUGCAGCGCGAGCUGCUCCCGCCCGCGGGUCGCCGGCCGGACGUGCUCUUCAAGGCGCCAGAGCCGGUGUGCGGAGCGCCCGGGCCGCCGCACGGCCCCGCGGGCGCCGCCUCCAACUUCUACAGCGCGGUGGGCCGCAAUGGCAUCCUGCCGCAAGGCUUCGAUCAGUUCUAUGAGGCGGCGCCCGGGCCCCCGUUCGCCGGGCCGCAGCCCCCGCCGCAGCCCGCGGCGCCGCAGCCCGAGGGCGCCGCUGACAAGGGCGACCCCAAGACCGGGGCUGGUGGCGGCGGGGGCAGUCCCUGCGCCAAGGCGACCACCGGCUCGGAGCCCAAGGGAGCAACAGAAAGCGGCGGUGGCGACAGCGAGGGCCCCCCGGGGGAGGCGGGGGCCGAGAAGAGUGGCGGCGCAGUGGCCCCCCAGCGGUCCCGGAAAAAGCGCUGUCCUUACACCAAGUACCAGAUCCGCGAACUGGAACGCGAGUUUUUCUUUAACGUGUACAUAAACAAAGAGAAAAGACUCCAACUCUCUCGGAUGCUCAACCUGACUGACCGGCAAGUCAAAAUCUGGUUCCAAAAUCGCAGGAUGAAAGAAAAGAAACUGAACAGAGAUCGUCUGCAGUAUUUCACUGGAAACCCCUUAUUUUGA
Cynocephalus volans (Philippine flying lemur) is the source of this 1017-nucleotide messenger RNA. It is a transcript of the gene HOXD11, whose product is annotated as homeobox D11. The transcript has 2 exons. Gene Ontology annotation, cellular component: nucleus. Gene Ontology annotation, biological process: regulation of transcription by RNA polymerase II; anatomical structure development. The record is from RefSeq and is a predicted model, not a curated record. Gene Ontology annotation, molecular function: RNA polymerase II cis-regulatory region sequence-specific DNA binding; DNA-binding transcription factor activity, RNA polymerase II-specific. The coding region runs from base 1 to 1017 and encodes 338 amino acids. NCBI's taxonomy places the organism in Eukaryota, Metazoa, Chordata, Mammalia, Dermoptera, Cynocephalidae.